GUUUAACACAGCAAGAGAAGUGCACAGAGGAGUUAAAGGACUUCUGUUUCUGUAGCGUGAAAACUCCAGCUUCUUACACGAGCUCAUCAUUAAGGUGCAAGCUGUGUAUUUGCACAACUCUGAGGCAACAUGUCUACUCCAGGUUAUCCAUCGCCAAACCAGCCUCCAUACCCCUAUGGUUAUGGAAACCCCGGCCAGGGUCCACCACCUGCAGGAUUUAAUUUUGGCAACCCGCAGGGUCCAGGUCAACCAGUCAUGUACCAGCCAGGCCCAGUUAGUUUACCACAGCAACCAGACCAAAUGUCAAUGCAUGCUUAUGGAGGUCCUUCCACAGCAGCUGUAGCAGUGCCUCUGUCAGUGCCUGUAGGAGUGCCAUCUGGUCUGGAGUAUCUAACACAGAUUGACCAGAUCCUGAUUCAUCAGAAAGUGGAGCUGCUGGAAGCAAUCAUUGGCUUUGAGACUAACAAUCAAUAUGAGAUCAAGAACAGCCUGGGCCAGAAGAUUUACAAGGCCAAGGAGAAGAAUGACUGCUGCACACGGUUAUGCUGUGGUGCGCUCAGGAGCUUUGACAUGAAAAUCAAAGACGCCUCGGACCGUGAGGUCAUACGUCUGAUUCGGCCUUAUCGUUGCGCGUCCUGCUGGUUCCCCUGCUGCUUGCAAGAGAUGGAAGUUCAAGCACCUCCUGGCACCACCAUAGGCUAUGUUUCUCAAGACUGGCACCCUUGUUACCCGAAGUUCUCCAUUAAAGGGGCCAACAAAGAAACUCUGAUGAAACUGGAUGGGCCCUGCUUAGCCUGUAACUGCUGUGGGGAUGUCAACUUUGAGCUGAAAACCAAGGAUGGAGGAACACCCAUCGGUCGAGUCAGUAAGCAGUGGAGUGGACUAUUAAAGGAGGCGUUUACUGACGCAGACAACUUUGGUAUCCAGUUUCCCAUGGAUCUGGAUGUUAAAAUGAAAGCUGUGCUGAUGGGAGCAUGCUUCCUCAUUGAUUUCAUGUUCUUUGAGAAAGUUGGAGACUCAAACCAACGCAACACUGUCUUCUCUUAGAAACCUACAGCAUGACUCGGUCAAAACAUGUACUCCUCCUCUCAUGACUCCGCAACUAUAUCUGACACUCACAUUAGUUCAUCAGUUUCUACUUCAAUUUGAAUCUCAUGCAAAAUGUGCCUUUAAGAGGGAGAUUCCAUUCUGUUCUCUCCUUUGAUAUCUAACAUCCAACCUACAGGAAGCUGAAGUAAAGGUUUGUGUCAUAGCAAGGUGUUCAACAAACUAGUCUUUCAGGUUCAUUCAGAUAUUUGCUUCAAAUUCACUUACUCAACACUUUCAGAUAAUUUCUUUGUCAUUUUGUUCAUGUUAAUUUGUUAACACUACUUUGUAUUUGUCCUCUGCAUGUAAACGUUUGUGAUUAAAUACAUUGUGUAAUUUGUAUACAUCUACAGAAAUCAUCUUAUGUUUUAGUUUGUACUUUAGGCUAUCUGAUUUGUAUUUUGAUAACAGCAUUUUCUGAGUAAGACUUUCUGUGCUACCUCCUAUCAACCCGAAGAUGCCAAGUUUUUUUCAAGUGUAUUAUUUGUACAAUCAGACAAAUCCUAUUUUUAAAUAUAUCUUUUCUCUUCAUAUGUUUUCCUGAAAUUGCAGAUUUAUGUAUGUAUUCAUCAAACUUAUCAUGUACUGCCAUCUGUGGAAAAUGUGAGAGGUAGGGGAGGAUUCCACCAUCGGAAACCUUUCCCCAUUCUCAGUGGUGUAUGACAACAUUGCUAAAGAACUCGCACUGUUUCUGUUGUGUGUGGGGGGGGAAAUGGCAAACCUCUUCGGACUUCCACAUCAUACCCAUGUGUUUAAAGUAAUGAGGAACAGAGGUUGUUUUGGAAAUAGUACAGCUUUGUGUGGUUCUGGCCGCUUGGUGUGGCUUUUUAAUGUGGACUUGGCAGGAAUUUCACGUUUAUGUUGCUAUGGAUUAGUAAAAUGCUGCCAAAAACACACAGAAAAUCCAUUUGACAUGUGAAAAGUGAUAAAUGCAGUUUUUAUUUGAUAUUAAUCAGAAUACAUUAAUCUGCAUUCGGAAAAGUAACUAUUAGACUAACUUCAGAAAUGUUGGAAUAAUGUGUGCUGGACUGGUGCUCUUUGUAUUUCUGGAACAAAGUGGUUACUAAACAUGUAGUCUCAUGUAAUCUCUUAUAAGAUAAAAUUUUUGGAAAAAUUGUAUGUGGCUUAACAAAUUACUGGUUACACAAGAUUCAUCAGUUCACAAGUUUAAUGCCAAACACAGUCAUGGACAAUUUCAUAUCUCCAGUUCACCUCACUUGCAUGUCUGGUCUGUGGGAAGAAAACUGGAGCUCCCGGAGGAAACCCACUCAGACUCAUGGAGAACAUGUGGCAAACGCCACACAAAAAGGUCCCGGACCGCUCCACUUGGGAAUCAAACCCAGGACCUUCUUGCUGUGAGCCACUGUGCUGCCCCAAAGUCUUAUAAAGACAAAAAAGAAAUACAAUAAAAUAAAACUAUGCCUCCCAAAAUGAUGCACUGUUAUCCCAUAUGAAGAAUACUAAAGUAAAGCAGUGCUCUGAAACACAUCUGAGUGUUUCAUAUUUCUAAAGCAUUAAUUUUGAAAGAUGACACUGGAUUUUGCAUGUAAUUGAUUUAACAUUUCCAGUGUUAAACAAGCUGUGCUUGAUUUCGAUGCUGUUAAUAGCUAACUUUUGCAACUAUUUUUCCUCAAGUUAAUCUUGGACUUAAAUUUAAUGGUUAUGGACCACCUCAUGAGACUACUUAAAUAAAUUUGUCAUCGGUGCAAUAAAGAGUGGGGGAUUGUUGGGCAGUAUGAUCCCAGAUUCUAUUCUUACCAUUGGUUACUGCCCAACUGGAACUUUAGAAUGUUCUUCUAUGUUGAUUUUGGUGUCCUCCCAAAAACAUGACCGUAGUUGGAUUGGCUACUCAGUAUUGGCAAUAGGUUUAAGUGCCAAUGGGUAAUUGUAUGCACACUGUCCAGGUUUUAGUCUUGCACUUUGUUCCUUAAACAGGCCCAGGGUGAUUAAUUACCCUGUGUUAACAAAGUUGCCUUAAAUGUUUCAAUUCUUUAAAAUUGGAGUUUUGAAUGCUGCAGGAAAAAAUAUUAAGUAUCAAAAAAAGUCAAAAAAUCAAAAAAAGUUUACUAAUGCUUGAGCAUGUGUAAUUAAUGUAUGUAUAAACUAUAAUAAUAACUGACAUAUACUUGUAGUACUAAGGCUGUAGAAGUAUCUGUAUCAGGUUAAAUUAAAGCCGGGCUAUAUGGCGAA
This is a messenger RNA of Trichomycterus rosablanca, 3276 nucleotides long. RefSeq names its product phospholipid scramblase 2-like. Lineage: Eukaryota; Metazoa; Chordata; Actinopteri; Siluriformes; Trichomycteridae. Bases 130 to 1047 code for a protein of 305 amino acids. The record is from RefSeq and is a predicted model, not a curated record. The transcript has 9 exons. Gene Ontology annotation, cellular component: plasma membrane. Gene Ontology annotation, molecular function: phospholipid scramblase activity. Gene Ontology annotation, biological process: plasma membrane phospholipid scrambling.